CCUCUCUCUCUCUCUAAUUCACUCUCAUCUUUCCAUUUUCCAUGGUGGACCUCAGCAUUUAUUCCAAUUGGGAAGUGGGAUCACAGUACUUUAUUAGUAUAAUACCCCAAGCCAAGUCAAGUUUUUGGCUCUGAGCCGCCCUCCCCUAGCAGCUGAACUUCUUUGUCAUCAUCAUCUUCCCUAAUCAUAAGUCCAUUACCCAUAACCUCUCAUCCGUUGUGGACUUGUGGUCCUUGUGGAGCAUAUAUCACUUUGCAGAGUAUAGGGGCUUGUAGUCUCUCUCUCUCUAGAGUCCUAGUCUAGAUUCGUUAAGCACCUUUCAGCUCUGCUCUCAAAGAUCCUUCUAUUCUGCAACUUUUCUUGAAAAUUUUUGUUGAACAAGCAAUUCAAAAAGUUCAAAAGCUAAAAAACCCAUGUUCUUAUCUUCCUAAAAAGCCACGAUCAAUCUCUCUCUCGCUCUCUUUUUGAGGGUUUGGUUACGAUUAACAAGACUAUGCAAACCAUUAGAGUCUCCCAAAAAAAGAGCAUGAGACCACUGUUCCCCUCUCUCUCUCUUACUUUUUUUCUUUCUUUCUUCUGUGAUGGUAUUAGCAAGAUUCUGGAGCCAUGGAAUCAAAGACCCUACAUUCAGUGUCCCCACAAAUAGCUAGAGACUACUGUUCCUCUCUCUCUCUCUCUCUCUCUCUCUCUCUCUCUCUCUCUCUCUCUCUCUCUCUCUCUCUCUCUCUAUGUGAUGGGCAUUUAGUAGAUUCUGCAACGAUGAGAACCAAGACCUACCACUACAGUCUCUCACCACAAAGAGCUUGAUGCCAGUGAUGCUCUCUCUCUGUCCUUCUCCUCUGUGAUGGGAAUUAACAAGAUUCUGGGGCUAUGAAGACGAAGACCCAGCAUUUCACUCUUCCCACGAAGAGUGGUAAUGGUUACAGCAGCGAGAGCAGUUCUUCGAGUCCACCUUCCUCCCCAAGGAGACCUUAUCGUGGUCCACAUUACAGGCGUCGUCUACGGUCGAAGGUUCACUCGCAAACUCAUCAUCGCGAGAGCUUCUUCUCCUCUGUCCUCCUCCGCUGCAAUGUGCGGAUUUUCCUUCUGCUACCCCUGUUUUACUUCUCUGGGUUGCUCAUGUGCGUUGGCACCUUCACUGCUCUCCUCCGUUCUGUUCCUCCGGUUCCUGGGUCGGUGUACCGAAGCCACGAGGUGUUCCUGAAGCUCUGGCCUGAAAUUCAGUCCGAUAAUGGAUCCGCCAUUGAGUUGUCUUCCGUAUGGAAGUACAGAAGGAGGCUGACAGAAAGGAAAAACUGUUCAAGUCCAACCUCUGGAGGUCGCUUUGGGUUCACACAACCUAUUGGUUACUUGAUUGUUGAGGCUAAUGGUGGUCUUAAUCAGCAACGCUCAUCAAUCUGCAGUGCGGUGGCUGUGGCAGGGCUUUUGAAUGCUGUGCUGGUCAUUCCUCAGUUUCAGUUUCACAGUGUAUGGAGGGAUCCAAGUGGGUUUGGAGACAUAUAUGAUGAAGAUCAUUUUAUAACCACGCUGAGAGGCUAUGUGACUGUGGUGCAGGAAUUACCUGAGGCAUUGAUGGAAAGAUAUGAUAACAACAUUAGUAAUAUACCAAUCUUCAGAGCCAAAGCUUGGGCACCAGUCAGUUAUUAUUUGGGAGAAGUUUACCCUAUCUUGCAAGAACAAGGGGUUAUCCGCAUAGUGCCCUUUGCGAACAGAUUGGCAAUGCAAGUUCCAUCUAAUAUUCAAUAUCUUAGAUGCAUAGCCAAUUAUGAAGCGCUGAGAUUUUCUGCUCCUAUUGCAAAACUAGCUAAGGAAUUAGUCAAUCGCAUGGUUAAGAAGAGCUCAAUGAGUGGUGGGAAGUAUGUCUCCAUCCAUCUUCGUUUUGAGGAGGAUAUGGUGGCUUUCUCAUGCUGCGUGUAUGAUGGAGGGAAGACUGAAAAGUUAGAAAUGGAUUCAGUUCGUGAAAAGGGGUGGAGAGGAAAGUUUAAAAGUAAAAAUCGUGUGAUCGAACCUGGCCUAAAUAGAAUCAAUGGAAAAUGUCCACUGACUCCCUUGGAGGUUGGAAUGAUGCUAAGGGGCAUGGGCUUUGACAACUACACUUCGAUUUAUCUUGCAUCUGGUAAAAUAUACCAGGCUGAGAAGAAUCUGGCUCCACUACUGAAGAUGUUUCCCCUUCUCCAAACCAAGGAGUCUCUUGCCACUGGGGAGGAGCUUGCUUCUUUUGAGGGCUAUUCUUCGAAGUUGGCUGCUUUGGACUAUACCGUUUGCUUGUUUAGUGAAGUUUUCGUGACAACACAAGGGGGCAACUUCCCUCAUUUUCUUAUGGGCCACAGACGGUUCCUUUAUGAUGGACAUGCUAAAACAAUCAAACCAGACAAACAAAAGCUAGUUUUUUUACUUCAAGACACUACCAUAAGCUGGAAAGCUUUCAAGGAGCAAAUGAAACUAAUGCGCAUAGGAAAUGACCGGAUAAGUGUAACUAGAACCAAAAAGGCUAGCAAAAGAUCAUCCAUCUACUCUUAUCCUUUGCCAGAAUGCCGGUGUCUCCAGGGAUCACCAAAUUUUACAGUUGGGUCACACAUGCUUGGCCACCAGCUCAAAUAUUUAGCGUAAGAAUUCAGCGACAGCAGUUUCUUUCUGGUGGAGCCACUGUCAUUUAUCCUCUGAUGACGCCUUGCAACUGCUUCCUUUCUCUUUUUCGUUUUCCGUUCUCUGUUCAUGAUUUUCUCCCUACCACCACAAUGCCUGUUUUACAUGGUGAUUUGAGUUGCUUCUGUUGUAUAGGCUAGAUGCAUGGAUUAGGUAGGUGAGUUGAUAAUGGUGUAUAGCUUGUUGCAGGUUUGUGGAUUUUGAUCCAUGGGGAGUUGAUCAUUUGUCUGUUGGUGUAAUUCUCAAAGAAAAAACUGUGUAUGUACAGUUGGAUCCAUUACCUGAAAGAACUUUGUGAUUCAGGACUCAAAUGUUUGACAGUGGAAUGAUCUGUAGAAAUUGAUUUGAUUGCAAGUUAUUA
This is a messenger RNA of Macadamia integrifolia, 3007 nucleotides long. RefSeq names its product O-fucosyltransferase 10-like. Bases 871 to 2610 code for a protein of 579 amino acids. The transcript has 10 exons. The record is from RefSeq and is a predicted model, not a curated record. Lineage: Eukaryota; Viridiplantae; Streptophyta; Magnoliopsida; Proteales; Proteaceae.